Conger conger (European conger) is the source of this 897-nucleotide messenger RNA. Its product is annotated as axonemal dynein light intermediate polypeptide 1-like. Lineage: Eukaryota; Metazoa; Chordata; Actinopteri; Anguilliformes; Congridae. Gene Ontology annotation, molecular function: dynein heavy chain binding. The coding region runs from base 1 to 729 and encodes 242 amino acids. The transcript is spliced from 6 exons. The record is from RefSeq and is a predicted model, not a curated record. Gene Ontology annotation, cellular component: filopodium; axoneme.
AUGCUUCCCCCAGCCGAUUCGCUGCUGCAAUAUGACAACCCGGUCUUGGUCAGCAGGAAGUCACCUCUGGUUCACGGUCUUUCUGUGAAGCCGACUCCCGGCUCCUCUGCCCCCACUCCCUCCAAACCAGCCGUGGAAAUAAGCAAAGAGAGAACUGAGGAUAUCCUCCACGCCAUCCUGCCACCGAGGGUUUGGUCGGAGGGUAACAAGCUGUGGGUGCAGUCGGUGUCGAGCACACCGGAGACGAGCGUCGUUAGGCUGCAGGAGCAGUUGGAUCUGAAGCUGAAGCAGAGGCAGGCUCGUGAGACCGGCAUCUGCCCUAUCCGAAGAGAGCUCUACUCACAGUGCUUUGAUGAGCUGAUCAGACAGCAAACCAUAAGCUGCACGGAGAGGGGGCUGCUGCUCCUGCGGGUCAGGAACGAGAUCCGGAUGUUCAUGACCGCCUACCAGACUCUGUACGAGAGCAGCAUGGCGUUCGGCAUCAGGAGAGUGCUGCAGUCUGAGAUAGGCAAAGCUGACAUGGAGAGAAAGAAACAAGCUCUGGAGAAAGAUAACAAGGACCUGGAGCAGAAAAUAAAGGAUACGUGGGCAAAAUGUGAGGCCAUUAAGAUAAAAGAGAUGGAGCGCCGGGAGGCAGAGGAUAGGAAACACGCCGAGGAGAUUGAGUACCUGAAGCGUACCAACGAGCAGCUCAAGUUCCAGCUUGGAAGCUUCACACAGAAAACUUGACCAGAGCCACAUGCUUCAUGCUGAGAAAGUUGCCACUUUAAAGGACUUUCAAUACUGAAAGAAAAUGUAUAUCUCGUUAUACAGCGACAAAAAAUAAGAGCUCUAAAGUAUGGAAAAUCCCAUAAAAACAUUCUUUCAUUUUUAAAUAAUAAAUGGAUUUCCAAAAUA